Molecule: messenger RNA, 2529 nt
Organism: Arachis stenosperma
Lineage: Eukaryota; Viridiplantae; Streptophyta; Magnoliopsida; Fabales; Fabaceae
Exons: 10
Coding region: 761-1852 (363 amino acids)
Source: RefSeq, a predicted model, not a curated record
AGGUCUUAGAAUUUGCUUGGGCAUUGAGAUUUAGAAGAGUAAUUCUAGAAGUAGAUUUUUAUGUUUAAAAAAAGAGUCGCAAUUGAAAUUACUCACACUUACAGAGGAAGAAUAGAGCAACUGAUUAAAUGUCCAAGGAAAAUCUUAAAAAACUAACUUAACUAAUUUAGGGUACAACUUUAUAGAUCAAACCCACAAAAGAACUAGCUUAAAGGUAGGAGUCGCAAGUUUUUAGCCCUAUUAUUCACAACAAAAACAAAAAUAAAAUAAAAUAAAAAUUUACUUUGUGUUGAGAACUUUUACUCCAUCGCCAGCCUCGCGCACUCUCUCCCUCUCGCAGAAAACAUCACACACAACGGCUAUCAGCAUCAGGGUCUCUCACCUCUGUGCCUCACUCAGCGCCACCGUACGGUCGCCGCCUCGUUUCCGGGCCUCUCGCCGGCUCCUCUGCCUCCUCUGUGCGCCGCCAGCCUCUGCUCGCCUGUGCUUCCUCCGCGCCCCUCGCCUCCGUCUGUAUCGUCCCGGCCGUCUUGGCUCCGCCGUGGAUCACCUUCUCCGCCUCCACCUUCUCUUCCGUGAGCCCGUGACUUUGGUUCUGCUUCUGCCGUGUAGAGGUUCUGUGAAUCUGACAACUAUGCACCCAACACAAGAAUUCAAAUGUGUAGAUAUGACCUAUGAGUAUGCAUACUGGAGAAAGAGAAAAGAAAUUUUGUGAGGAAAAACAUUAAAGUGGAAUAACAACGUCGUUGAAAAACAGAAAAUGGCUGCAUCAGUGUCUCUGCUUCGAAAACUGAGGAGCCUCCCUUUGUGUGCAUGGUUUGGGAGCAGGAGAAGGAGCUUGCGUUCUGAUGCGGCAUUGGAAGCCAUAGCCAAAGCUUCAGAAGACAAAGUUCCCAACUUGGUUGUCUACAACUACCCUACCUUCUCUGGAGCAUUUUCUGCCCUCUUUGCUCACCUCUUCCACAUUCGCCACAACCUCCCUGCCCUCAUUUUGCCCUUCUCUUCGGUUCCCUUUCUUUCUCUCAGGGUUGAAGAUUUGUGCAUUGUAGGCCUUGAGACCUGCUACCUGCUUGAUUUUAUUCCACCAAAAGAAUUUAUUUUCAAACUCUCCAAGCAAUCAAAAUGCAAGAUUAUUGGGUUUGAUCACCGGAAAUCGGUGCUUCGUAAUAUUCCCUCUGCUGAUGAUCUUGCUGAGAACAUUAUGAUUCAUGUUAACCAUGAGAAGAGUAGCUCCAGUGCUGUUUAUGAAUACUUUUCGAGAAAAAGUGCGGACAUGAAUUCUGAUGGUGUGGUUCCAAAUUUAGUGGAGUCGAAAGACAGGGAGCGUGUGGAGAUGAUUCUCAGCUAUAUUGAGGAUGGAGAUCUUCGCCGAUAUACCUUGCCUAACAUUAAGGCCUUUAACAUUGGACUGAAUGAAUGGCGGGAAAAGCUUAACUGCAUUUCCAAUCCGAACAUGUAUAAGCAGUUGCUGGAGUUAAGUGCUGAAGGUCUAAUCGCUAAAGGAAAUGCACAUGUUUCAUCUCGCCAGGAUGCUGCAAGUAAACUGCUGCAAAAGGUGUUUAGGGUUCGGUUGGGAAGAGGAUUUUAUGGAGAGUGCCUGGGUGUUCGGGCAGAUGGGAACUCCAACCUAAGUGAUGAAAUUGGAAGACUCCUUAGUUUGAAAAGUGCUGCUGCUGGUUUGAGACCCAUAGGAGCUGUGAUAUUCAUGCAACGGAAUAAUCUCAAAAUGUGCUUGCGUAGCAUGGAUAGGGUCACUGAUACCUCUGAAGUUGCAAGGGCCUAUGGUGGAGGUGGUUCCCCAAGUUCAAGUUCCUUCAUAAUAAGGAUGGAUGAGUACAACCAAUGGAUUUGAGUGAAUUGAUCCUGAGCAUUCCGGUUGAGAUCAACAGUGACAGUUGAUGGCUGGUUUAUUUACUUGAUGUAAUUUUGAGAUCGUCUGGCACGAUUAAUGAGAUCCGUUCACAAGACAGACGAUGCUUUGACAGCGGACCUUUUGAAGAUGAUAGUAGUGCUAUUGUGACAGAUCCUUAGACUAUCUUGAUAAUGAUGCAAGACACACGAGACUUGGAGAAGAAGGUGGAGCAGAGCAAGAAGGAAUACUUGAUCUUGGGAGUGGACAAGUCCACUGAUCAGGUUGACUUGAAGGGCAGAGAUAUUAAAGAAGUUUAACAUUCAGAUUGCAAAGAGGUGAAAUCUUUGUUACUCUUCUAAAAUUCAUGGUGCAUAUAAAUGUGACUGGUCUAAGUUCCCAGAGGCGUUAACUGUGGAUACCGCGUUAUGAAUGGUAGAAGAUUUCAACCUGUAAUCUGCGGUGUCAGUCACACAUGCGGGGCAUAUACUUUUGGAAGAUUGUCUUCUUCCACUUUUUCAGUUUUGCAUGCGUAUCAGUUUCGUUUCCAUAACUUAUCGAUUUCAAUAUAUGACGAUGACCAUGUGUAAGUCAAAACUUUGUUUCCCUUUAUUUUAUUUUAUCUUACAUAUAUUUAGUUUAUUAAAACCUUUACUCCUUUAGCUUUCUUUUUGUGCAAU